UUUCUUUUAUUUGCGCUGUUCUUCCUUCUGGAUCAAAAGAAAAGGUGAAAUAAGACAUCAGCGCGGAAAAAUAACGGAACUGAUCCACCUUUUUAAAAAUUAGACAGAAGUGGGCUCAUCCUCUCUGAGCUCUCCUCAUCCUCACCCUUCCUCACCCUCUGCCUCUCAGAUAAUCCUCAUCGUCCUGCCACUGAAAUGUCAACUCCAGAUGCAGCAGGUACUCCGGGAGCCCCUGGGGGCCCAGAAGGAGAUGGAGGGCCUCCAGCUCCUGCCCCCAACCUAACGAGCAACAGGCGACUUCAGCAGACUCAGGCGCAGGUGGAUGAGGUGGUGGAUAUAAUGCGUGUGAAUGUGGACAAAGUCUUAGAGAGGGACCAGAAGCUGUCAGAACUAGACGAUCGGGCCGACGCCCUGCAGGCUGGAGCCUCUCAGUUUGAGAGCAGCGCCGCCAAACUCAAGAACAAGUACUGGUGGAAAAACUGCAAGAUGAUGAUCAUGAUGGCAGUAAUAGGUGUUAUAUGUGUUGGAGUCGUCUUCUUAUAUUUCUUCUACUGAGCUGCUCUUCAGGACUGGAACUACAAGUCCCAGGACAAGUCUGCACCCAUAAAUGCCACCGCACCGAGUCGAGACUUUCCUCUGUGCUCCUUGUCCUCCUCUUCCUCAGAAACCUCCAUGCAUGGCCUUUAAUGUGCGCCUCCUUUUCUCUCUGCAAUGAACAGCUAUUUAGAAAAACUAGUUCAUUUGGUUUUGAUGGGCCUCCCUAAAAUGAACCAUUUUGGUGAGUUGGACAAAAUCAGAUGAGUUUGGAAGUUUUAUUGAGUACAGAUAAUUCAAGAAAACCUUAGAUUUACUGGAAAUCCACUUGUUAAACAUGACCACAACUUCCUUAUUCAAUAGGAGACAGCAUCUGUCUGAAUACUGCAAAUCAGUAAGGACUCUUAAGCCAAAAGUGGAAGUGCUUCUGCAGUCGCCAUGAUAAGUGCUGUCUGAAUAGUGCUGGCAGUAGGGAAGCUUCCUAUCAUAGUUUUGGUCACAUUAUAACAUCUAGAAGGCUAAAGGAUGUCUAGAUUCAGCACAGCAGCUGAGUUCCUUUCCUAACUUCUAUAAUGUCCGAACUAUUGAAUCCAUGAAAGGCGAAUGCGGAGGAGCAUUUUGCAGCUUUUGGAUUAAGUCACAGUCACACAAUAUAACUUAUCAAUUACAUCCUAACAAUAAUACAUAAAUGAAGCUGUGAAAACACUGUAGGUCAAUCUUUAUUUUCUUAUGGAGUUGUGAAGCUGGUUUUAGUGGUUAUGUUUAACAAAGUUGUAGCCGACGGCUGAGAAACUGCCGACGUUCCGCUUAUUGAUGAUAAUUCUUCCAUUUUCUAAAAGCAUGAAUUUGACAGAAUAAACAAGGAACCUUUGUAAAUUAAAAUUAAGUUAAAAAAGGUGUGAUGUGUUUCGCGUUGAGUCAAAAAGGAUCUUAAAUGAGAGAAUUUGUGACCCCUUACCCCUGUAGGGCAAGGCAAGUUUAAUUAUAUAUCACAUAUCAGUGGCGAGACGAUUCAAAGUGGGGAAAAAAAAAAAAGAAAAGAGCAAUGCAGUGGCAUAGAGGCAGCACAAAUAAAAAGAUUGAUGAAAAUAUUUAAAAACAGAUCAAAUGAUAAAGAAAAUGAAAUAAAAGUUAGAUCGGAAACUUAACUGAUAAUGUGUACGUAGAUGGUUCAGUCAAAGGUCAAUCUAAAAAUAUAUGUUUGUAAUCUGGAUUUUGAGCCACUGAUGGGUUCAGCGCUUUUACAGUUUUUUGGGGUAAUUUACUUCAGAUUUGUGAAGUAUCAGAACAAAACGUAGCUUCUCGAU
Molecule: messenger RNA, 1841 nt
Organism: Cyprinodon variegatus (sheepshead minnow)
Lineage: Eukaryota; Metazoa; Chordata; Actinopteri; Cyprinodontiformes; Cyprinodontidae
Gene: vamp1a
Product: vesicle-associated membrane protein 2-like
Exons: 5
Coding region: 196-555 (119 amino acids)
Biological process (GO): vesicle fusion; vesicle-mediated transport; SNARE complex assembly
Cellular component (GO): SNARE complex; plasma membrane
Molecular function (GO): syntaxin binding; SNAP receptor activity
Source: RefSeq, a predicted model, not a curated record